CUUCAUAUAAUUUUGGUUCGAGCUAAAUGAUCAUCAUAACAAAAUAAUUAACAUAGAAAUGGUACGACGUCAGCGAGAACCAAGCACUACAGACGACGAGAUUGUAAUUGACACAUCUCCACCCAAGAAACUCAAGCGCCACAAGCACAAAAAGUUCAAGAAACGCAAAAUUGAAAAUGAAUUUGAUAGUGACACAUCCAUUGAUGUUUCCUACGAGGACAUUGUUGACAAACCAUACAAAAUAAAGAUGAAAACUGGUAAAGAACUGCCAGGGACAUCUGCAGCAGAUUUACUUAAAGCCCAAACAAUGAAGUCUUCGUCAGAUUCUAGGAGAUCCAUGCCUGGAUCCUCAUCAAGUACACCACCAAAAGCAACAGUGAAGAAAAAGAAAAAGGGUAGAGAUAGUGGUACUUCAAGUGAGGAAGAGAGAUGGCUUGAUGCAAUCAAGUCAGGCAAGCUGGAAGAGGUUGAUGAAGAGUUGAAAAAAAUAAAACCAAAGGAUCCUAAAAUGAUGACCGCAAGACAGAGAGCCAUGUAUGAGAGAGGAACUGAUAAAGAAACUAGCCCAGGAGGCGAAGUCCUUUUAGCACUACCAUCGGGUUACAAAGAGAAAGUCAUGACAGCUGAAGCAAUACAAAAAGCAGCCCUAAAAUCACAAAAAAGAAAACAGCUGGCUGAUGAAAAGCGUGAAAAGGACAAGAAAAAAACAAUGGAUAGAUUAUUGAAGAAACAAGAAUCUAAAAAUUUAAAGAAUGCCCAGAAAGGUAAACCAUUAAAAAAACUGGAACCUAUGAUCGUUUAUAAAAACAAUAAUAAUGAAAUAUCUUUGACUUUACCACCUGGAAUACCAUUUCCUAUAGAAGCUCAGCCACCCAUUGAAGCGCCGGCACCAAUAAAGUGUGGUAUUGAAGGAUGUCCGAAUGUCAAAAAAUACAACUGUUCCAAAAGUGGAAUUCCUUUAUGUAGUCUAGAGUGUUACAAAACAAAUUUAAUGACCUUAGUAUAACUGUAGAAGUAAAAUAAGAAAAAUAAAGUACCUAUUGGGUAAUUUUUGUGAUA
Messenger RNA from Ostrinia nubilalis (European corn borer), 1059 nucleotides. Its product is annotated as INO80 complex subunit B. Bases 59 to 1006 code for a protein of 315 amino acids. Gene Ontology annotation, cellular component: Ino80 complex. The record is from RefSeq and is a predicted model, not a curated record. NCBI's taxonomy places the organism in Eukaryota, Metazoa, Arthropoda, Insecta, Lepidoptera, Crambidae. The transcript has 3 exons. Gene Ontology annotation, biological process: chromatin remodeling.